Molecule: messenger RNA, 1389 nt
Organism: Hyposmocoma kahamanoa
Lineage: Eukaryota; Metazoa; Arthropoda; Insecta; Lepidoptera; Cosmopterigidae
Product: 2-aminoethanethiol dioxygenase
Exons: 1
Coding region: 16-783 (255 amino acids)
Cellular component (GO): mitochondrion
Molecular function (GO): oxidoreductase activity, acting on single donors with incorporation of molecular oxygen, incorporation of two atoms of oxygen
Source: RefSeq, a predicted model, not a curated record
GCAGGCAUAUAUCAUAUGGAUAAACGAAAUGAAACAAAGUCUACGAUGGAACUGGUCAAUAUACCGCCUAUUGUGUCCACAUACCGACACGCUCUCCACACGUUCGAUGACAGAUUCAAAAACGAUCUUUCAGUCAACUUGAACAAACUGAAGUUUAUGAUGGAUUCGCUGAAAUCUGCAGACUUAGGCUUCGAUAAAACUGUAAAGAUGUUGGUAUGGAAUAAGCCAAACAAAGCGCCAUGUACGUACAUAGAAGUAUUCCAAAACACUAGUAUUAACAUGAGUAUAUUCGUACUUAGACCCGGCUUUAAAAUGCCGUUGCACGACCACCCGCAUAUGCAUGGCCUGUUAAAAGUGAUAUCAGGCGCGGUCCACAUUACAAGUUACACGGAAUAUCCUGUGAAAGAACUGAUGAAAGCUGUCGACGCUGCGACUCGGGCUAAGAUCGAGGCCAAACGCCUGGCGCAAGGUCAACACAAGCGUAGAAAGCUAUUUGCCGAAAUAACAACUAGCAAAUUAUGCCGAGAUACCACUUCCACUUGUAUCUUGACACCAACAGUUUCAAACUACCAUGAAAUUCAGGCUCUAGAUACACCGGCAGCAUUUUUUGACAUUCUAUCACCACCGUACGACACGCUGCUACAAGGUAUUGGUCCACGGAGAUGCCGCUACUAUAGAGUAAUAAAUGAAAUAAGCACUAAUCUAGUUGAAAUGGAAGAAACUGACGUGCCAGAGUGUUUUUUUUGUGACCAAGCACCAUAUUUAGGUCCGCAGCUGGCUUAAGAACCAUUAUUAGACGUUUUAUUGAAUUACUGAGUUGAAUGAAAUUAAUUUAUUUUAAAUCGUGAAUUUAAACUCUUGGCUGUAUAAAUUAUUAAUCUGCCUGCACCUGUCUAAUCUGUUUUCAGAAUGGAAAAAGAUUUAGUGCAAAUUAUUUUGUCCAUAGUAGGACAGUGAUAUUAUACUUAUCAUUAUAAACCACCUCAAGUUACGUACUAGUUACCAUUAAGUUAGUUUUGAGGCCACAUUAUUCUAGAAGGAUAUUUUUGGCUCAAAAUUUUAAAAGUAUAACAAAUCUGUUGACUUAAACAAGUUAAAUUAUCUGCUAGUGGUAAAAGGUGGAUAUUAUAAGAAGUCCAGGAUAUGAAAAGGUAAGCUGCAACUACAACAGAUUUUUCCAUUUAAUACCUGCGACUAAGUAGAGAUCAAAUUUCUUAGAUAAUCCAAAUGGAAUUGUGCUAUAUGGAUCCAUAACCACUUAUUUUUCAGUGGUAAAUGUCCAAUUUUUUUAAUUUUCUUGUUCUGUUUUCAAAUUAGUAAGUCCAUUUUUAAACUCAUCAUGAGAUAAAAGGCUGUACUCAAAUUUUCCUUAAAAUUUGCUUAUUUUAU